GCUGUAUGUGCUUAAAACUUCCACAGUUCCCCAAUUGAUUUGAACCCAUUCAUACUCAUACCACUCACCAUGCCCCGAGGAAUCGAAUACGACGAAGACAUCAGCCAAUCCGAAAAUCCCGUCCUCCAAGAAAACAGCAAAGUGCACGGCGUUAACUCUGCGAACCUCGAAAUGAGCCGCGUCUACCGCACCGCGGAGCUCCCUGAGGCCGCGCUGCAACCGCCAGGCUUCCACAGUGGAAUGGGCAGUCGGGGGUUCAAAAACACCGGAUCGGGGAAGGGUGGUCGGAACCCGAGGACUAUGGGUGAGAAGAAGGGCAUGAUGGCUCAUAAGAUGGAUGGGACGGAUCCUUGGAAGAGACAGGAGUGGAGUAUGUAAUAUU
This is a messenger RNA of Monascus purpureus, 382 nucleotides long. The record is from the annotation of a GenBank genome assembly. NCBI's taxonomy places the organism in Eukaryota, Fungi, Ascomycota, Eurotiomycetes, Eurotiales, Aspergillaceae.